This is a messenger RNA of Malus domestica (apple), 1378 nucleotides long. RefSeq lists its product as uncharacterized. Lineage: Eukaryota; Viridiplantae; Streptophyta; Magnoliopsida; Rosales; Rosaceae. The record is from RefSeq and is a predicted model, not a curated record. Gene Ontology annotation, molecular function: protein binding.
GACACAAAUUUAAAAGUGUGCUACAUAGUAUUGAAAAAUAGAAAACAGAAAAAGAAAAAGGAAAGUAAGAGAGAGACAGAAGAAAGGACGACUUGGAGACUGAGAGGAAGAAGAGGUCUUUGAUUCUUGCGUCCUCGAUUCCAUUCGAUCUUCCUCAAUCCAACUGCUACCCUCGAUUUUGUUUGAUUGAGUAAUCCAUCAUCAGCUGAGUCAAUUUGCAUUUGAUAACUCGUAUUCUGCAAUGGCAAAAGGAAUUGAUAGAGUUGGAGAUAUUCCAGAGAAUAUUAAAAGAUACGAAAGAUCCUUUCCGCCAGAUCACUUUACGAUGGAAAUAAAGCCUUACUCCUUACUAUCAAACCCGCAAGCAAAAAUAUAUGAGUCAAGUGUCUUUGAAGCUGGUGGAUACAAAUGGAGGUUGUCACUUUACCCAAAUGAAACAAUAGAUGGGAAGGGCUAUAUUUCCCUCUACUUGGCAUUAGCAUCUACAAAUCCUUCUACUUCAUUGACGUUAAGAAGUAUUUUUCCUGGAUCUAGGAAGCCGGUCGACGUAUAUGCCACUUUUAGACUGUUUGUAUUUAAUAAUAAAAGUGUGGAGGACAAAUACUUGACCGUCGAAGAUGGUUCUGGAAAAGUAAGGCCAUUUAACGAGUGGAGGACUCAGGAGUGGGGUUUUGCAAAAUUUCUUCCUCGUUCAACAUUCGAAUCUCAGGGAUACCUUUUCAAUGAUUGCUGCACUUUUGGGGCCGAGGUUUUUGUUCAUAAAAACAACAGGAAAAUCUCUAAAGAACCAUUUAUCCUUUGGAAACCUACAAAUCCCAUGCGUGCCGCCCAAUUUAGACUGGAGAGCUUCCAAUCAAAACAUGACCCGGAGUAUUUAUCUCCAGAAUUCACUCUUCAAGGAAGAAAAUGGAAGUUAAGGGUGUGUCCGAGAGGAGAAGGGAAGAAACAGAAGGACAAAUCACUAUCACUUUUCUUACGAUCAACCGAAGAUUUGAAGACUCUUCCGAGUAUUUGUGCAGAAUUCAAGCUUAGGGUAUUGGAUCAAGUCCGCCAUGACAAUAUUGAAAAAACAGUUAGUCAUUGGUUCAGUUCAUCAAACUGCGAACAUGGUUGUCAAAGCUUCAUGCCACUUAAAACUCUUCAGGACUCAUCGAAAGGAUUCAUUCAGGAUGAUGCAUUAUCUGUUGAAGUUGAAAUCCUUGCUAUAUCUGUGGCUAAAGCUCCUGCAACAACAAACAAAACGCCUAUACUAGUGAUCAAGUAAAAUAAGAAAAAUGCUAGGGAGACCGCUUUUAUGUAUCACAUUGGUGUACCAUAUGAUUUGGCAAGUGGUGUAUUCAUAUUAUGUCAAUUAAUGGAUUUAUCUCAUUAGAUGUUA